AUGGCUUUCUCCAAUUAUACUAUUAUCCUCUCUAUUGCCAUUUUCUUCACCAUCUCCUCUGCAACUCAACUUACAAUUGAUACUGAUAAACAAGCUUUACUUGCACUCAAAUCCAAUUUCCUAAGCAUUAAUCCAUAUACAACCCCACUCUCCAAUUGGCUCAAUGAUAAUUCUUCCCCUUGCAACUGGACUGGCGUCACUUGCAGCCAACAGAGAGUCGUUGAACUCAAUCUCUCCGGCAUGGGUCUCGGGGGUCUCAUUAGCCCCCACAUCGGAAACCUCUCAUUCUUAAGGUCGCUACAUCUUCAAAACAAUCAGUUCUCUGGACCAAUUCCAGACCAAAUCGGAAACCUUUUUAAUCUGAACACUUUUAACGUAAGCUUCAACCUUAUCAAUGGAGAAAUACCCACAAACCUCAGUCGUUGUUCGGACCUUGUCAAUUUAGACCUCAUGCAAAAUCAAAUCUCCGGUAACAUACCCGACGACAUUAACCGUCUCUCAAAGCUCCAGCAACUGAAUCUGGCACGUAACCAUUUCUUUGGCCAGAUUCCUUUAGCGAUCGCCAACAUAACGUCGUUGACUUAUCUGAAUCUGGGUACCAACGGUCUAAUUGGAGGUAUACCGUCGGAACUGGGAAACCUUCGGAAUCUCCGAAUACUUGAUCUUUCUAUUAACAACCUUAGUGGAAAUGUUCCUCAAUCUGUUUACAAUAUGUCAUCAUUGGUUUAUCUAGUCUUGGCUGCUAAUCACCUUACGGGUGAUCUUCCCACUAAUAUUGGCUUCUCACUUCCAAAUCUUUUAGGUUUUAACUUCUGCUUCAAUAUGUUCACCGGUCCUAUCCCGUCUUCCUUACACAAUCUUACCCGCAUUCGAAGUAUUCGAAUGUCAUAUAUGUUAUUACAUGGGUCUGUGCCGCCAGGUCUCGAGAAUCUUCGAGACUUGGAAAUGUAUACUAUUGCUGGCAAUAGGAUUUUUAGCAAUGGAGAUGAUGGGUUAAGUUUCCUUACUUCUCUAACCAAUGCAACUCGUCUAUCUUAUCUCGCUAUUGAUGGAAAUCUUCUAGAAGGGAGAAUACCAGAAUCGAUUGGAAGUCUUUCAAAGGACUUGAGAAAAUUGUACAUGGGAGGGAAUCGAAUCUACGGUCGAAUUCCAGCGUCUAUUGGGAAGUUAAGUGGCUUAAUGUUACUGAAUUUAAGUUAUAACUCGAUCUCUGGUGAAAUUCCACCGGAGAUAGGAAUGUUAACUUUUUUGCAGGAGUUGGAUUUGUCGGGUAACAGAUUAUCUGGAAAUAUACCGGUGUCAAUUGGAAAUCUUGAGAGGUUGAACAAGAUUUCCAUGUCAGGGAAUGAACUUGUGGGAAGCAUACCGACCGAAUUCGAGAAAUUUAAGAAUUUGAUUAAGUUGGACUUGUCGAGAAACAUGCUCAACGGAAGCAUACCAAGAGGAAUACUAAAUCUUCGUAGUUUGAGCACUAUCUUGAAUCUCUCGAAAAAUUCCUUUACGGGGAAUUUAGCUCAAGAUAUUGGAAAGCUGGACAAUCUCGUCACCAUUGAUCUCUCGAACAAUUUGUUCUCGGGUAAUAUACCCAACUCAAUCUCGAAUUGCAAAAGCUUGGAGAAGUUAUUAAUGGCGAAUAACAAGUUCACAGGUUCAAUUCCAUCCUCUCUUGGAGAAAUAAAAGGACUUGAAAUUCUUGAUAUUUCUUCAAAUAUGACGAAUCCCAUAUGGGUUCGCCAACUCAACUCUUGUCGAUCUUCAAGGAAACCAAAAGCUCGGCAGCGAAAACGGGGUUGGCGGCCGAACUAG
Molecule: messenger RNA, 1806 nt
Organism: Impatiens glandulifera
Lineage: Eukaryota; Viridiplantae; Streptophyta; Magnoliopsida; Ericales; Balsaminaceae
Product: LRR receptor-like serine/threonine-protein kinase EFR
Exons: 2
Coding region: 1-1806 (601 amino acids)
Molecular function (GO): protein binding
Source: RefSeq, a predicted model, not a curated record